AUGGCACGGGCUAGGAAAGAAGCAGGGGACAGCCAGCUGGUGUCUGGUAGGGAGCCGUCAUCACGUAUCAUCCGAGUGUCUGUCAAGACCCCACGGGACUGCCAGGAAUUUUUGCUGGCAGAAGAUAGUAGUGUUCGUCACUUUAAAAAGCAGAUCGCUGAACGCCGUCACUGUGACAUUGAUCGAUUGGUACUCAUCUUCACUGGAAAAAUCCUUAGGGAUCAAGAUAUACUGAGCCAGCGGGGCAUCCUGGAUGGCACUACAGUCCACUUGGUGGUGAGGACUCGUUUGAAAGGGUUAGCCAUCCCUGGAGCUAUGCCAGGCACCACAGGCCACAGCACCCAUCGUUCUGAACCACUAGCCUCCGAGGGGGCUUCGAUGCUCACUAGGUUUGGUCGGCUGGCCCGGAGCUCACCUGAUCUGGCUGACUUCUUUAGCCAGCUGACUCAACUCCUGAUGACUGCACCAGAGUCUGUGCUGCAGUUCUUGGAAGACCCUUUAAUUCAAGGUCUGGACAAUGAGAAACAAGCAAACCACGUUCCUGGCAACCACGUUCCUGAAUCCUCAAGGCCAGUACAGAAACAUGACCCAGCUCUCAAGACUCUGGAAACCUUGCAGAAGCGAGCCCAGCAGCAGGAGCUCCUGGAGGCAGGGAAACAGAGGCUGGAGGCCUUGAAGGCCGUGCCAGGUGGUGACAACGCCAUGCAUCCAAUCUGCUCUGAUCUCCAGCAGCUCAUGCUCUCCACUCUGGCCCUAUUAGUUGUCUCUAAAGGCCACAUCUCAGGUUCAGAGUCUUGCAAAGGAGAAACCAAUGCUCAUGGCAAUUCUGAUACUUCCACCACCAUUCCUACUGCUUCUGUGCCUGCUAGGCCAUUGGAACAAGAGGUCAGUACAGGAGUGGUUACCCAGGUCAGGGGCAUGGCCGCAAAUCAGGCCAGUUCAGGGCAUAGGACUGGUAUUCAAGACUUACAUUCAGGCCAAGAGCCUCCCUCUCAGGAUAGCCAGCAGUCCAUAGAGAAAAAUUCUCUACCCAAUCAGCUGAGACCUUCACCCUCUAUUUUGCGUGGACUCUUGUAUGUCCUACAGCAGAAACCAAGUCUGCUACACCAGAUGACAACUGGCAGUCCCAUGCAUCAUCAGAUACCAAUACUUUCCAUUCUCACCAACCCGCGAGCACUUCAGGCACUGAUACAGAUAGAACAAGGCCUACAAAUACUGUCCAGGGAGGUGCCUGCACUAGGUCCACUCUUACAGGACCCAGCUAGGCCACGUGGGGCUAGAGGAGUCGCAGAAAAUAGGGGUCAUAGAGAAAACUCUGUGCAACCCACCUUGGCAGUUCUUCAGUUCCUUCAUGAAUUGGUCCAUGCCUGUUCGCAGUCUACCCAGUCCUCAUUAUCCUCAUACCUUAUCACCGAAGGUCGCUACCAUCAAGAACUUGAGCAGCUGAAGGCCUUGGGUUUUGCUAAUCAUGACGCCAACCUGCAGGCCCUGAUGGCCACAGAUGGAGACAUCUACGCUGCCAUUGAGAGACUGUUAGGAAUGCCAUAG
This is a messenger RNA of Urocitellus parryii (Arctic ground squirrel), 1548 nucleotides long. RefSeq names its product ubiquilin-1-like. Lineage: Eukaryota; Metazoa; Chordata; Mammalia; Rodentia; Sciuridae. Gene Ontology annotation, cellular component: cytosol. Gene Ontology annotation, biological process: ubiquitin-dependent protein catabolic process. Gene Ontology annotation, molecular function: polyubiquitin modification-dependent protein binding. The record is from RefSeq and is a predicted model, not a curated record.